AUGGCUGACUUAGACUCCCUCCUCCAAGUCAACGAUUCUCACCAACUUCGCGAACGCGUUAGCCAACUUGUCUCCGAAGUUCUAUCCCGCGCAGAGGAUCCCUCCGCCAACCAACUUUCGUACGAACAACGCCUAGAGCUCAUCUCUGCACUUCCUCGACUGUCUGAACAACAAAUUCACGAUGCUGGACAGACAGACUCGUUUUGCCCCAUCUGCUACACCCCCUUUCCUGCUCUUCUAGCCGAAGAAGAGACUGCAUUAGCUAUAGAUUCUCCUGCUCAUCCUGCUGACGAGCUUGGAGUCACUAAGCUAGGCCAAUCGUGGCAAUGCGGUCACUUUUUCUGUCGCAAAGACAUAUCCAAGUGGAUUCAUGGCGGGCACGGCUCCUGCCCAAUGUGCGGAACGAUGAAGACUCUGUCUGCCCUCUUAGCUCAAAUCGAGUCAUUCAUGCAACAAGUCCAUUCAAGCGGGGCAGUCGCCUAUGUUGACCACGACGGCGAGUUUCGGGGUUUUGGCGAACCACUCUAUGUGCCAGAAGGCGGCUACAACGAUGAUGACCGCAUCCCCAACUACAUCUACCCAACCUUGUUCACUGCUCUUGGCGGCUUUCUAUGGGGUUUCGAUACUGGAAGUGUCGGACCCAUCACGGUAAUGCCUCAGUUUGCAAAGCAGUUUGGCUCGAUUUCAGCCACCGUCCAAGGACUCUUCGUUUCGUCCAUUAUUGCAACUGCUGCAUUUUCUUCGCUAUCUUCUGGUGCUUUAUCUGACCGCAUUUCUCGAACGUACACCAUUGCGCUCGGGUCUCUAAUAUUCUCAGUUGGAGCCGCCAUUGCUUGCUCCGCAAACACUCUGGCACAACUCUUCGUCGGUCGAUGUGUUACCGGACUUGGUCAAGGGAUCUUCAUCUCAAGCAUCACUGUUUAUGUAAUGGAGAUCUCUCCAACGACGAUGCGAGGUCGUACAAUGACGACCGUGCAACUAUUCAAUACUGUUGGCAUUGCCGCAGGCUAUUUUACUUGUUUUGGGACGGUCAAAAAGUCGGGCAGCAUAUCAUGGCGGCUGCUGCUGGGCUUGCAAGCGUUGGUCGCAAUCGUCCUCGCCAUUGGCACUCCCUUCUUUCCUCAUUCUCCACAUUGGCUUUUGAGUGUCGGGCGUGUGACUGACGCUGAGCGAGCGACCCUCAAACUCGGUCUCCGAUUAACGGAAAUCCGGAAGGAAGACGAACUAGCCGCCGCAGAGGCCGCUAAACUGACCGUCUGGCAACAAGCCAGGGAGCUUUGGGCCAGAGAUGUCAGAUUCCGCACUUUCUUUGCGCUCUUUUUGAUGAGCAUGCAACAAGCAAGUGGUAUCGAUGCGGUCCUCUACUAUGCCCCCGUUUUGUUCCAGCAAGCCGGCCUGUCGACAACUGAGGCCGCAUUCCUUGCUUCGGGCGUUUCUGGGAUCCUUAUGGUCGCUCUGACGGCAGGCUCUCCAAGACAAAUGGGCCCGCCGAACCCAAAUGGUGGGCGGCGGACGACCGGAGGCAAACGAACACUGAUUGCCCUCAUCUACAUCUUCAUCGCUGCCUUCGUCACAAGCUGGGCUGUCGUGAUACGCGUGGUCUCGAGCGAGAUGCAACCGAAACGGACACGCGCACCUGCGUCGAGUCUCGCCCAGUGCUUGAGCUGGGCUGUAAAUUGGAUAAUCGCCUUUUCGACGCCACUCUUUCUGUCGAGGUCAACAUCAGGACCGUACUUCCUGUUUGGUGGCUUCAGUCUGCUGACGGUCUUGGUCUGUCUCAUUUGGCAGCCGGAGACGAAGGGACUUAGUUUAGAGGCACUUGACCAAGGAUUCGACGAUACCAAGCUCCAGUUUGCCAUCAAGAAGCUGUUCAAGUCUAAAACGAAAUCGCAGGCAACUUUUGCUUUAGGCCACACAGGCAACUAG
Messenger RNA from Mycena indigotica, 1926 nucleotides. RefSeq names its product MFS sugar. Gene Ontology annotation, molecular function: carbohydrate:proton symporter activity. Gene Ontology annotation, biological process: carbohydrate transport; transmembrane transport. Gene Ontology annotation, cellular component: membrane. The transcript is spliced from 12 exons. Lineage: Eukaryota; Fungi; Basidiomycota; Agaricomycetes; Agaricales; Mycenaceae. Bases 1 to 1926 code for a protein of 641 amino acids. The record is from RefSeq and is a predicted model, not a curated record.